AUGUCAAAAAUGCCGACUCGUCAACUGGGUAAAAAUGGUCCUGAAGUCUCGUCGAUGGGUUAUGGAGCGAUGGGUUUAUCGGCAUUUUAUGGAAGUUGUGCGUCGGAUGAAGAACGAUUCAAAGUUCUUGAUCGAGCAAUUGAACUUGGUUCGAAUUUUAUUGAUACUGCUGAUGUUUAUGGAGAUAGUGAAGAACUUAUUGGAAAAUAUUUGAAAAAAUAUCCCGAACAAAGAAAAAAAAUAUUUCUUGCAACAAAAUUUGGUUUUGUUACUUCUCCAGAUGGAAAAUUUUCAGUACGUGGUGAUGCUGAAUAUGUUCGUCAAGCAAAUGAACGAAGUUUAAAACGUCUUGGUCUUGAUUCAAUUGAUCUUUAUUAUGCACAUAGAAUUGAUAAAAAUGUUCCGAUUGAAGAAACAAUAAAAGCUAUGAAAGAAUUAAUUGAUAAUGGAAAAAUCAAAUAUAUUGGUUUAUCUGAAUGUUCAAGUGAUACACUUCGACGAGCAUAUUCUAUUCAUCCAAUAUCUUGUGUACAAAUUGAAUAUUCACCAUUUAGUUUAGAUAUUGAACGAGAUGAUAUUGCUCUUUUAAAUACAUGUAGACAACUUGGUGUUGCUAUUGUUUGUUAUUCACCUUUAGGUCGAGGAUUUUUUACUGGACAAAUAAAAAGUCCAGAUGAUUUCGAAGAAAAUGAUUUUCGAAAAAAUUUACCAAGAUUUUCAAAAGAAAAUUUUCAAAAAAAUCUUCAAUUAGUUGAAGAUUUAAAAGAAAUAGCAAAGAAAAAAAAUUGUACACCUGGUCAAUUAACAUUAGCAUGGAUUCUUGCUCAAGGUAAUGAUUUUAUUCCAAUACCUGGAACAUCAAAAAUAAAAAAUUUAGAAGAAAAUAUUGGAGCUAUUCAUAUUCAUUUAACUAAUCAAGAAGUUAAACAAAUUCGUCAAGCUUGUGAAAAAGCUAAUGUCUUUGGUGAACGUUAUGCAUCGGGAUUUAUCGAUGAUUUAUUUGCUGAUUCACCUCCAAUCAAGACAUAA
Rotaria sordida is the source of this 1029-nucleotide messenger RNA. NCBI's taxonomy places the organism in Eukaryota, Metazoa, Rotifera, Eurotatoria, Philodinida, Philodinidae. The record is from the annotation of a GenBank genome assembly.